This is a messenger RNA of Tachysurus vachellii, 1231 nucleotides long. Its product is annotated as CBY1-interacting BAR domain-containing protein 2-like. Gene Ontology annotation, cellular component: ciliary transition zone; ciliary basal body. Lineage: Eukaryota; Metazoa; Chordata; Actinopteri; Siluriformes; Bagridae. The record is from RefSeq and is a predicted model, not a curated record. The coding region runs from base 111 to 1091 and encodes 326 amino acids. The transcript has 9 exons. Gene Ontology annotation, biological process: cilium assembly.
CGCAAUAUGACGAGUCGGUUUGUUGACAUCUCCACAGCAACGGCUCAUUUACAUGUUCUUUAGCAAAGGAACCAACCUGAGAAAGAAAAGAAUCGGGUUUUCAUCCCACCAUGACCUCUUCAAUCUUCUCGAGAGACGCACAGCUGAAGAGUAUGGAGUUGUCCAUAAGCAACACUGAGAAGUACAUGGGUCAGUUCUGCACACUGCUCGCUUCAUACACGCGUAAAACCGCUAAACUGAGAGAUAAAGCCGACUCGCUCGUCCAGCAGAUGCAGGAAUACGCCAGCACCGAAGGCCCCGAGUUCAGAAUCUGCCUGAAGAACUUGUCCGAAGAUUUGGCCAUGGUGCAAGAUUACAGACAGGCUGAAGUUGAGAGGCUGGAAACACGUGUCGUCUCCCCUUUAAAGGCUUACGGCAAUAUUGUGAAAACUAAACGAGCAGACUUGAAGAGGUUUAGUGUGGAUCGUAACAGAGAGAUAAAAGAGCUACAGAGGUUGGAAAAGAUCCGUCUGAAGAACCCAGCAGACAGACAGGGCAUCUCGCAGGCUGAAACAAACGUGCAGAAAGCGAGCAGCAACGCCAACAGGAGCUCCAGGCAAAUGGAGGAAACCAUCAUUGACUUCCAGAGACAGAAACUAUGCGAUGUAAAGAGGAUCUUCACCGAAUUCAUCAUGGUGGAGAUGCUGUUCCAUGCCAAAGCUCUGGAGGUUUAUACACACACCUUCAACAACCUGGAAACUAUGGACAUUGACAAAGAUCUAGAGUUUUUCAGGAAUCAAAUCCAGAUUUCUGCUCCUCUUCUGGAAAACUCUGCUCUUAUCGCCAGUCUUCCUCAAUACCUGAGUCCAACUCCGUCUCCGCGCUACACGCUGACGCACCAGCCGAGCCUCUCCAACUCCACCCGCAUCUCGGAGCAGCCCAAAAAGGCUCUGAGCAGAAAAUUCCAUAGACAGCAGGAGAUAGAUGAGGAGGAGGAAGAAGAGGAGGAGGAAGAGGAGGAGAGCUAUGAAUCGGAGGAAGACACGGAGCAGCCACAGACUUUCCGCCAAUCCUACUCUGCUCAGUACACCACAACUCUCAGACAGAAAUGAGAAAUAUAUAUAUAUACGUAUAUAUUUAUUUAUAUUUAUUGGUCAUGUGAUACGGAGCACAAUUUAUAGAUUUUGUAAAUGAUCUCAAUUGGAAGAAAAACUAAAUGUAUAGCGCUGUUCACCUUGUACAACAAUCUAAU